AUGAAGCCGUCUGCGAAGGACCUCGUGUCAUCGAUACACAAGGCUUUCACCGCAAAUCCGCCUUCAAAGGAUCAAGGCGUCGGACACUUAAAAGUUACAGUGGAUGUCGGUGUGACGGAGUGUCGUGUCGCAGCAAGUUCCGCGAAUGUCAACAACAAACGGGCGCUUGAAUUGUCAAACAACGACGAACAUUUCGGUCGACGGCUUGAAGCUCUGGAACUUGAGACAAAAGUUAAACAAAUCAUCGCACAAAAUGAGUUGAUCGAGGUACGCAAACAGCAAGUAUAUGCCGAACAUCUCUUCAACGAGCUAGCCAACAAGAGGGAAUUGAAUAAAAGAACAAAAAGAAGAAACAAAAGAAGAAGGAAU
This is a messenger RNA of Mesorhabditis belari, 369 nucleotides long. NCBI's taxonomy places the organism in Eukaryota, Metazoa, Nematoda, Chromadorea, Rhabditida, Rhabditidae. The record is from the annotation of a GenBank genome assembly.